Molecule: messenger RNA, 493 nt
Organism: Clunio marinus
Lineage: Eukaryota; Metazoa; Arthropoda; Insecta; Diptera; Chironomidae
Source: the annotation of a GenBank genome assembly
GGUUUCAUUCGAGUUGUUUCAUUUUCAUCAUAAAGGUGAAUGCAUUUAACUCCAGUUUCGCGACGAAGUGAAGAAAAAUUGUUGAUCAAUCAAGCACAAGAAAAAGUUGCAAUUUAAAGAAGAAAAUAAAAAAAGAUUUGAAUUGUCUUGAUAAGAAGUGAAAAGUGAUACAAUAAAUUAACGAAGAAGAUUGAAAAAGAGAAGUUUCUGUCCCGUUUUUGGAUUACACUAGAGCGACAUAUCUGGGUUAACAAUGGAAGCAAAGAUGGAAAAAGAUGCCGACUCAAUGGUUGUAAAGCCCGGCGAAUAUGCAGCGAGUGAAUAUUCAGCAUCGUCUGAACCUCCACCACUCAAUGCUAGCGUUUUCUAUGCUUGCGUCGGAAAGUCUGAAAUUGUUACUCUGGUGUCUUUAUCAACAAAUUUGAAUCAUAAUUGCCAAGCAUUAAGUCAUUUUAAUGGAGUCAUUUCAGACGAGACAAGAGACAAUGAAUGA